CAAAAGCAUGGUGUUUGUGGUAGUUCACCUUUCCAUCAAGGACGGCUAGAGGCAUUGGACAUUAAAAUUCUGGGACUUGGCUUGGGCAAAAAAUGGUCAAAAAUUCUUGGGACUUCCCUGUGGUGCUUUGCCGACUGCAACCUGCAUACUGUUGAUGACUUGACGGGUAAAGCAGAGCACAAAACUCUGGCACAGAUGUAUUUAGCAGCUGUGGGAUAUUCAAUCCGGUGGGAAUCGCAGGAGCUCUGGGAAAGCAAACAGAAGAAGAAAGCUGUAUUGCCAAGUGAAGGCAUUGUUGUGUAUGAGUCACUGAGUUCCCUGGGCCCGCAAUUUGUGAGUUACAUUACCUUGCCAGGAGGAAGUUCCUUUGGUAACUUUCAGAGCCACUUAAACAGAGGAGAGGCAAGAGAUGCUGAAAAAAUGGCUCUGAUCAACUCAGUCUUCAAUGAAUUGCCUUGUCACAGUUUCUCAAGGGAGUUCAUCAUGGAAAGUGUUCAAGAGACUGUUUCCUCAGCCAGCAUAAGCGACCUGAUGAUCAUCUUUCAGCUUCUGCAUUGGAAUGGAAGCCUUGAAGCCCUACAUGAAACAAAGUGCUCCUGGGGAUAUACAGGAUCUGAAGCCCGUUACACUGCAACUGAAAAAGAAAAAUUAGCAGCAUAUCAAGGAGGUCGAGCUGCUUCAGAAGCAGGUGGUACUGAAGCACAGCUCUUUUUGGCACCUCAAUUGCCUAUGUUGGGCUGGAUGUUCAAAGAGAGAGUGUCCUGUAUGCAUCAUGCCACUGAGGCUACAUGGAGUAAAGUAGGUUGUGCUGGUAAUGCAAUGGGCUUGGAUGAGAAAUCCCAACCACUCAGGAGUUCUGGAAAUGAUCAUGGACGGGACAGAGGGCCAAAUCUUUGA
Molecule: messenger RNA, 897 nt
Organism: Cariama cristata (Red-legged seriema)
Lineage: Eukaryota; Metazoa; Chordata; Aves; Cariamiformes; Cariamidae
Source: RefSeq, a predicted model, not a curated record